AUGCAGAUGGCGGCCAGUAGCCUAAAAAGAAAGAAAUUGAUAUAUCACAUUUUAGCAUAUGAUAUUGAGAAAGUAAAGUGUCUAAUGGAAACUUCUCUAAAUAAUUUACUUCUUGAUCUUAGAAAUAUGAGUCACAAUGGUGCUCCUAUAUUAUAUUUUGUUCUACAACAAAGAGAUGCAGAAAUGGUAAAAUUGUUCAUUGAGAAAGGCUGCCAUAUUUAUACUGUUAUGAGAGAUAAUGAAGGAUUUGAUAUGCCUGUAUUUUUUGCUGCCUUAAAAUCAGACACUUCAGUUGAUAUAAUUGAAGCUUUGCUUCCACAACACAAACCUCUCCAAGAAGAAUUAUUAUCAAGAUUAUUAUAUAAAGGAAAAACAGUUUUAGAAGUAGCUUUAGAAGAAAAUGUUUCAUUAGACGUUUUUAGUUUAUUGAUUGACAGAGGUGGAGCAAUUCUAAUUUCAAAAAGAAAUAUGUUUAAUGAAACUGUAAGAGAUUUAGCACUGAAGUCCAAUAAAACAAACUAUGUAAAUAAUAUUGAUAAAAAUGUUGCAUUAUGGAUUUUAGAGCCCAAAACUUAUCCAAAUCAAAGACAGAUUUUAGCAUUACAUGGUUAUCAGCCAUUGUUAGAAAUAAAAUGCCAAUUUGGUAAUAGUAUAACAGAAUAUCUUUCAAAUGAUGAAUUUGUAAUACAACUGCCAUCUUAUCAGAAACAAAUUCAGUUAUUAUCAGAAGCUGUGGAGAAAGGUAAUUCUGUUGACUUUAAUAAUUUGUGUGUUCUUCCAAAUAAUGAUGUCUUCAACUGUUGUUUAUCAUGGGAUGGGAGAUCAGUAGGUGAUUAUUUACCAAUGUUGCAUAAAGCAGUUCUCUUCAAUCAUCCACACUUGGUAAAAGCAAUUUUAAUGCUUAAACCACCACAACAAUCAAUCGAUACAUUAUUUGAUCAGUAUAAUCGAACUGCUUUGCAUUAUGCAUAUGCCAUUCCCAAUGCAGAAGAAAUUAGGAAACUUUUAUUGAAUUGUGGCUGUUCAGAGCAUGUUUUAGAUAAAAAUGGUAAAGAGCCUCUUGAUUUUAAAGACAAAGCAGGUACACAGACAAUGGAGAAGCUUCUGCAACGACUGAGAAAUAAGGAAUAUAUUACAAAUGAACCAGAUCCAUGGCAGUUUAGUGAUGAAAAAUGCACAGCAGAAUACAAGCACCCGGAUUAUGGAAAUAAUGGUUGUAAUUUUACUUCUCCAGAUUGUCAUAUUUGUGAUACACAUAGUGAAGAUCAGUUUGAACUAGAAAAUCAUUCAAAAUAUUGCAUUAUUUUAUAAAUUUAUUAUUUAUUAUAUUUAUAUUUUCAAAUAUUUUUUUUAAGUAAAAUAUUAUUUUUAAAUGAAUUAUUUUUUAUAUAAGAUUUGUUAAAGUUUAUAUAUAUAAAGGCACAAAAGAUACAUAGCAAACCAUGAUAUAUAGUAAAUAAUUUUACCAUAAGAGAAUUAUAGAAAAUUAUGCAAUUUAGCAAUAUAGAGAUUAAAAUAUUAAAAACUAUUUAUUUAUAAUCACAUAAAACAUCUUAUUUUUGCCAAGGAAAAUGGUUUUUGAUCGCAAUUGUUCUAUAAACCAUUCUCAAGCAUUGAAUUAUAUUCUAUCAUUAGAAUAUAAAGUUCUAACAGAAUUUCAAACCCAACAAAUUCAAAAUAUAAAUAAAAGAGCAAACAACAGAAAUGCCACACAAAAUCAAAAAAAUAAUAAUAAUAAAUGAUGAAACAUAAAUA
Molecule: messenger RNA, 1755 nt
Organism: Centruroides sculpturatus (bark scorpion)
Lineage: Eukaryota; Metazoa; Arthropoda; Arachnida; Scorpiones; Buthidae
Exons: 13
Coding region: 1-1311 (436 amino acids)
Molecular function (GO): protein binding
Source: RefSeq, a predicted model, not a curated record